AUGUUGGGUUACUCCUGCGGCACCGGCAGCAUCUACGGAAGGUUGAGGGCCUGCACAGAACGCCGCAAGGAAAGGCAGCAGCAGAAGAAGUACCUUAAAGGCAAGGAGGGCCGCGAGUCCGGGGAUGAAGACAAGGAGGACCGCGAGUCCGGGGAUGAAGUGAAUAAGGACCGGGAGUCCGGGGAUGAAGUGAAUAAGGACCGGGAGUCCGGGGAUGAAGUGAAUAAGGACCGGGAGUCCGGGGAUGAAGUGAAUAAGGACCGGGAGUCCGGGGAUGAAGACAAGGAGGACCGGGAGUCCGGGGAUGAAGACAAGGAGGACCGGGAGUCCGGGGAUGAAGACAAGGAGGACCGGGAGUCCGGGGAUGAAGUGAAUAAGGACCGGGAGUCCGGGGAUGAAGAAAAGGAGGGUCGGGAGUCCGAGGAUGAAGUGAAUAAGGACCGGGAGUCCGGGGAUGAAGUGAAUAAGGACCGGGAGUCCGGGGAUGAAGAUAAGGAGGACCGGGAGUCCGGGGAUGAAGUGAAUAAGGACCGGGAGUCCGGGGAUGAAGUGAAUAAGGACCGGGAGUCCGAGGAUGAAGUGAAUGAGGACCGGGAGUCCAAGGAUGAAGUGAAUAAGGACCGGGAGUCCGAGGAUGAAGACAAGGAGGACCGGGAGUCCGAGGAUGAAGUGAAUAAGGACCGGGAGUCCGGGGAUGAAGAAAAGGAGGGCCGGGAGUCCGAGGAUGAAAUGAAUAAGGACCGGGAGUCCGGGGAUGAAGUGAAUAAGGACCGGGAGUCCGGGGAUGAAGUGAAUAAGGACCGGGAGUCCGGGGAUGAAGACAAGGAGGACCGGGAGUCCGGGGAUGAAGUGAAUAAGGACCGGGAGUCCGGGGAUGAAGACAAGGAGGACCGGGAGUCCGGGGAUGAAGUGAAUAAGGACCGGGAGUCCGAGGAUGAAGUGAAUAAGGACCGGGAGUCCGGGGAUGAAGACAAGGAGGACCGGGAGUCCGGGGAUGAAGACAAGGAGGACCGGGAGUCCGGGGAUGAAGACAAGGAGGACCGGGAGUCCGGGGAUGAAGACAAGGAGGACCGGGAGUCCGGGGAUGAAGACAAGGAGGACCGGGAGUCCGAGGAUGAAGUGAAUAAGGACCGGGAGUCCGGGGAUGAAGUGAAUAAGGACCGGGAGUCCGGGGAUGAAGAUAAGGAGGACCGGGAGUCCGGGGAUGAAGUGAAUAAGGACCGGGAGUCCGGGGAUGAAGUGAAUAAGGACCGGGAGUCCGAGGAUGAAGUGAAUAAGGACCGGGAGUCCGAGGAUGAAGUGAAUAAGGACCGGGAGUCCGAGGAUGAAGACAAGGAGGACCGGGAGUCCGAGGAUGAAGUGAAUAAGGACCGGGAGUCCGGGGAUGAAGAAAAGGAGGGCCGGGAGUCCGAGGAUGAAGUGAAUAAGGACCGGGAGUCCGGGGAUGAAGUGAAUAAGGACCGGGAGUCCGGGGAUGAAGUGAAUAAGGACCGGGAGUCCGGGGAUGAAGUGAAUAAGGACCGGGAGUCCGAGGAUGAAGUGAAUAAGGACCGGGAGUCCGGGGAUGAAGACAAGGAGGACCGGGAGUCCGGGGAUGAAGACAAGGAGGACCGGGAGUCCGGGGAUGAAGUGAAUAAGGACCGGGAGUCCGGGGAUGAAGACAAGGAGGACCGGGAGUCCGGGGAUGAAGUGAAUAAGGACCGGGAGUCCGAGGAUGAAGUGAAUAAGGACCGGGAGUCCGAGGAUGAAGUGAAUAAGGACCGGGAGUCCGGGGAUGAAGUGAAUAAGGACCGGGAGUCCGGGGAUGAAGUGAAUAAGGACCGGGAGUCCGAGGAUGAAGUGAAUAAGGACCGGGAGUCCGGGGAUGAAGACAAGGAGGACCGGGAGUCCGGGGAUGAAGUGAAUAAGGACCGGGAGUCCGAGGAUGAAGUGAAUAAGGACCGGGAGUCCGAGGAUGAAGUGAAUAAGGACCGAGAGUCCGGGGAUGAAGACAAGGAGGACCGGGAGUCCGGGGAUGAUGACAAGGAGGACCGGGAGUCCGGGGAUGAUGACAAAGAGGACCGGGAGUCCGGGGAUGAAGUGAAUAAGGACCGGGAGUCCGGGGAUGAAGACAAGGAGGACCGGGAGUCCGGGGAUGAAGUGAAUAAGGACCGGGAGUCCGGGGACGAAGUGAAUAAGGACCGGGAGUCCGGGGAUGAAGUGAAUAAGGACCGGGAGUCCGGGGAUGAAGACAAGGAGGACCGGGAGUCCGGGGAUGAAGUGAAUAAGGACCGGGAGUCCGGGGACGAAGUGAAUAAGGACCGGGAGUCCGGGGAUGAAGUGAAUAAGGACCGGGAGUCCGGGGAUGAAGACAAGGAGGACCGGGAGUCCGGGGAUGAAGUGAAUAAGGACCGGGAGUCCGGGGAUGAAGUGAAUAAGAACCGGGAGUCCGGGGAUGAAGACAAGGAGGACCGGGAGUCCGAGGAUACUCCCAAGAAGGUCUGGCCAUUUCCUUCGUUGGAGAGUAUAUACAAAAAAUUAGGCAAGGAAUGGAAGGGAGACAGUGCGGUAGGUAAGGGCGAAGGGUAUGAUGGCCCCUGCAGGUUCCGCCGGCCCUUCUCUGCCAGCGGAACCGGCAGAGAAGGACUUGGGUAUGUGCCCAAGGAGGACAGUGGGUAUAAUUGA
Molecule: messenger RNA, 2664 nt
Organism: Procambarus clarkii (red swamp crayfish)
Lineage: Eukaryota; Metazoa; Arthropoda; Malacostraca; Decapoda; Cambaridae
Source: RefSeq, a predicted model, not a curated record